GCGUGUGCGCAUGCGCACUGUCACAUCCACCGUGGACAUCUUGGAAUUAAAGGGGCGCCGAGCGAAUCCUGACAAAAGCGACAAUUCCAGGCCUCUGUGAGAUCAUGUCCAUGAUGCUGUCCCCUCGUGAUGAGAAGCUGGAGAAGCUGUCGCAGGAGGAGAUCAUCUCCAACACCAAGCUGGUGAUCCAGGGUCUGGAGGCGCUGAAGAACGAGCACAACUCCAUCCUGCACAGCCUGCGGGAGACCAUCAAGUGUCUGAAGAAGGACGAGGAGGCCAGCGUGGUGCACGAGAAGUCCAGCCUGCUCAGGAGAUCUGUGGAGAUGAUCGAGCUGGGGCUGGGCGAGGCUCAGGUGAUGAUGGCUCUGUCAAAUCAUCUGAACGCGGUGGAGUCGGAGAAGCAGAAGCUGCGAGCUCAGGUGAGGCGUCUCUGUCAGGAGAACCAGUGGCUGCGAGACGAGCUGGCAAACACACAGCAGAAGCUGCAGAAGAGCGAGCAGAGCGUGGCACAGCUGGAGGAGGAGAAGAAGCACCUGGAGUUCAUGAACCAGCUCAAGAAGUACGACGAGGACGUGUCUCCUUCGGAGGAGAAGGACGGUGAGCCGCCCAAGGACUCUCUGGAUGAUCUCUUUCCUAACGAUGAGGAGGAACACACUCAAGGAAUGCAGCACCAGCACAACAGUGCGGCGGUGGCGGCGGCUCAGCAGGGCGGGUACGAGAUCCCGGCGCGGCUCCGGACGCUGCAUAACCUGGUGAUCCAGUACGCGUCUCAGGGCCGCUACGAGGUGGCUGUGCCGCUCUGCAAACAAGCUCUGGAGGAUCUGGAGAAAACCUCGGGACACGACCACCCCGACGUGGCCACCAUGCUCAACAUCCUGGCACUCGUGUACAGGGAUCAGAAUAAAUAUAAAGAGGCGGCUCACCUGCUGAACGACGCUCUCUCCAUCAGAGAGAAAACACUGGGCAAAGACCAUCCUGCUGUUGCAGCCACUCUCAAUAAUCUGGCAGUGCUGUACGGGAAGAGAGGCAAGUAUAAGGAGGCCGAGCCGCUGUGUAAACGAGCUCUGGAGAUCCGAGAGAAGGUGCUGGGGAAGGAUCAUCCUGACGUGGCGAAGCAGCUGAAUAACCUGGCGCUGUUGUGUCAGAAUCAGGGCAAGUAUGAGGAGGUGGAGUAUUAUUACUGCAGAGCGCUGGAGAUCUACGAGUGUCGGCUCGGCCCAGACGACCCCAACGUGGCCAAAACCAAGAACAACCUGGCGUCCUGCUUUCUCAAACAAGGCAAAUACAAAGAAGCCGAGGUUCUGUACAAAGAGAUUCUGACCCGUGCUCACGAGAAGGAGUUCGGAUCGGUGGAUGCCGAAAACAAGCCCAUCUGGAUGCACGCGGAGGAGAGAGAGGAGAUGAGCAAGGGGAAGCACAGAGACAACACACCAUACGGGGAAUACGGAGGCUGGUACAAAGCCUGUAAAGUCAACAGCCCGACGGUCAACACGACGCUGAGGAAUCUGGGCGCUCUGUACCGCAGACAGGGCAAGCUGGAGGCAGCGGAGACGCUGGAGGAGUGCGCCGUUUGAGAGUGGGAGUGAGGUCUGGAUCCGGUCCAUCAGACGCGUGUGGUGGAGCUCCUGAAGGAGGACGGCCGGCGCAGCAGAGACAGUGUGUCCAGCGUGAAGUACGAGAGCGGCUCUGAGGCCGGCGAUGAAGUGAGUAUGGCUGUAGAGUGGAGCGGGGAUGGCAGUGGUGUUCUGCAGCGCAGCAGCUCUAUGGGGCGUCUCAGAGAUGUGCUGCGCAGAAGCAGUGAGAUGCUGGUGAAAAAACUCCAAUUAAAUGCACCUCCAGACACACACAACAAAAUGAAACGCGCCGCUUCACUCAGCGUCCUGAACAAGACGGGCGACGAGUCCUUCCAGAAUCUGGGCGGCCGGCGGCUGAGAGACAGUCGAGGAUUGAGCUCCAGUAAUGUGGAUCUGUACAACAGCAGUUAAAUCAGUCCCGAGCGGCUGCUGUUACCUGAUAAAGCCAUAAAAUACGCCCUCGUCAGGGACGCACAUUAGUGAUUAGGAGUAGAUGGUGUCUUCUGGGUGAAAGGGAACUUCUGCUGCUGCUUUACUGUGCUCACACUCUAUAUAUGUAGUGUAUGUUGACAUGGAUCUGUUACAGAGACGAUCGAAGCAAACGCUGCAGCUGUUCCUGAUGAUCUUCUGCAGCUGCUCGUCUCAGAGCUCAUUUAUGGGUCUGUUUCUCUCUGAGGGAAGGAUUUCUUUCUUUUCAUCUGGGUUUGGGUUCAUAGUGGAUUUUGAAACUCAUUAAGAAAAAAUAGAAUUGAAGAGAACUUGCUGUGCUGAAAUAAUGAAGAUCACAUAACGAUCAACACACACACACUCACGCGCACGCACACACACACUCACACACACACACACACACUAACACAC
This is a messenger RNA of Sinocyclocheilus rhinocerous, 2432 nucleotides long. Its product is annotated as kinesin light chain 1-like. Gene Ontology annotation, molecular function: kinesin binding. The record is from RefSeq and is a predicted model, not a curated record. Gene Ontology annotation, biological process: microtubule-based movement. Lineage: Eukaryota; Metazoa; Chordata; Actinopteri; Cypriniformes; Cyprinidae. The transcript is spliced from 16 exons. Gene Ontology annotation, cellular component: kinesin complex; cytoplasm.